CUUCUUCCCCAAAAUGCUUUCUGUAUUUUUUAAACAAUUUCACAUUCACAUUACAUCUUUCCUUUUUUCCUUUUUUUGUCCUGUGUAGAGCCAUAGAAGAGAAGCUAUAAACCCAAAAGCAGAACCACCAACAACCCUUCUCUUCAAGAAACCAGAAGAUUCCCAUUUAUUGUACACAUUGAGAAGGAGGUGGCAAAAGAGAGAACCCCAUUUUCCUUUUUCCCUUUUCUUAUCUCCAACACCAGCUCAAUCGCAACACAGACGCAGAAUAAUCCUCAUUUCUUGAAUACCCAUUUUUUAAAACCUAGCCCUUAUUGAAAAUCCUGAGUCUUUAGGAGAAUCUGGGGCUUCUGAGAGAUAAUGUCAAAACAAAUGUCGCAUCUUGACAACAUUUCUUCGACUUCUGGCAAGUUCAAGAUGGAAAAAUCAGCAUACAGUCACAACAGACCCAGGUGGCACUCCUCCAUUGCAAAGCUCUCGUUUUGGUCCUUUAUCUUCCUGGUUGUGAUCUUGAUAUUCUUCUUUCGAUCUCCGCCUUCCAAUCCCCUUCCUCAAGAUCCCUCUCGCCGCUCCCUCCGAAACUACAAUUGGGGCGGACCCGCUUGGGAGAAGCAGGUACGGUCUUCUGCACGGGUCCGGUCCGGAAACGGUAUUUCGGUGUUGGUUACUGGAGCCGCCGGUUUCGUUGGUACCCACGUGUCGGCAGCUCUGAAAAGACGCGGAGACGGUGUUCUUGGGCUUGACAGUUUCAAUGACUACUAUGACCCUUCAUUGAAGAGAGCUCGCCAAGCGCUUUUGGAACGCACUGGAGUGUUCAUUGUUGAAGGGGAUAUCAACGAUUCGGUUCUUUUGAAGAAACUUUUUGAGGUUGUGCCGUUUACCCAUGUUAUGCAUUUGGCUGCUCAAGCAGGGGUCAGGUAUGCCAUGGAAAAUCCAGGCUCUUAUGUUCAUAGUAACAUUGCCGGACUUGUUAGUUUGCUUGAAGUUUGUAAGUCUGCUAAUCCACAGCCUGCAAUUGUGUGGGCGUCUUCGAGUUCAGUUUACGGGCUUAAUUCAAAAGUUCCUUUCUCGGAGAGAGACAGGACUGAUCAGCCUGCUAGUCUGUAUGCUGCUACUAAGAAGGCUGGUGAAGAGAUUGCACACACCUAUAAUCAUAUAUAUGGACUUUCUCUCACUGGAUUGAGGUUUUUCACUGUCUACGGUCCAUGGGGUAGGCCAGAUAUGGCAUAUUUCUUUUUCACUAGAGAUAUUUUGAAAGGAAAGUCUAUACCCAUUUUUGAGGGAGCUAAUCAUGGCACGGUUGCUAGGGAUUUUACCUACAUUGAUGAUAUUGUGAAGGGAUGCUUGGCAGCAUUGGAUACUGCAGAGAAGAGUACAGGUAGUGGAGGGAAGAAGCGAGGACCUGCUCAACUGAGGGUGUACAAUUUGGGGAAUACUUCACCUGUGCCAGUUACAGAGCUUGUGAACAUCUUGGAGAGGCUUUUGAAGGUGAAAGCAAAGAGGAAUAUCAUGAAGUUGCCUCGUAAUGGAGAUGUUCAGUUCACUCAUGCUAACAUUAGCUUGGCUCAAAGGGAGCUUGGCUAUAAGCCUACCACAGAUCUGCAGACAGGCUUGAAGAAAUUUGUCCGGUGGUACCUCGGUUACUAUUCUGGUGGGAAGACAGCUGCCGGGUGAUGCAAUCUUUCUUAAUUCAUGUUCAUUAUGAUUCUUAUGAUUGCUUUUAACAUUUCCCUGUUCAUUGCCCGAUUAUUGUCCUUUCACAUACAUCUUUAAUGAUGCCACAUAAGGAAGAACACUGUUUCCUACAUUGAGGAAGCUUUGUGGUUUGCCAGGCAGUCCCUGGCUUGUAUCAAAAGAAAACCAGAGCCUUCUUUUUCUCCCUCCCUAUUUUCUUUCACCGGAAUGUAAUUGUUGUAGUUUCAGCAUUUGUAGAAUUCAUGACUGAUAGAGCAUAUGGUGAUUGGUGGACCUGUUCCAUUGUCAUCCAAUUUCAAUAAAAUAGCGCAUGAUGG
Rubroshorea leprosula is the source of this 2012-nucleotide messenger RNA. NCBI's taxonomy places the organism in Eukaryota, Viridiplantae, Streptophyta, Magnoliopsida, Malvales, Dipterocarpaceae. The record is from the annotation of a GenBank genome assembly.